This is a messenger RNA of Megalops cyprinoides (Indo-Pacific tarpon), 4214 nucleotides long. RefSeq names its product regulating synaptic membrane exocytosis 3 (gene rims3). Gene Ontology annotation, biological process: regulation of synaptic plasticity; regulation of membrane potential; calcium ion-regulated exocytosis of neurotransmitter. Gene Ontology annotation, cellular component: presynaptic membrane; cytoskeleton of presynaptic active zone. NCBI's taxonomy places the organism in Eukaryota, Metazoa, Chordata, Actinopteri, Elopiformes, Megalopidae. Gene Ontology annotation, molecular function: transmembrane transporter binding; small GTPase binding. The record is from RefSeq and is a predicted model, not a curated record. The transcript is spliced from 7 exons. The coding region runs from base 294 to 1253 and encodes 319 amino acids.
GGAAGGCUCUGGCGCGAGCUCACUUCAGUACAGUACAGCGCUGCUCGAGCCAAUACCGCCGAUCGCUCUGGUGCUGCGCCGCUCUCCGCGGUGGAUACGGACCAGCAAGACCAACCCGGAGAAGAAGCGUCCACGAUACACAGCCGAGCCAACAAUAAAACACAAACAAUGACAUUUUCACUGAUAAAACAAACACAAACAACCAUUUGACAACUUCUGAUAUAUCCCGCGCUUCAGCCGCUGCUUGCCGUUACCGCCCCAGCCCUCCGCAGCCCAGAGGCCCCAGCGGGACGAUGAUGCUCAGCAGCUCAGUGGAGGUGGCCAGCCCGGGGGGGAUGGGCGCGGCGGCGGCAGCCCGGAACGUGGUGCGCAGCUCCAGCAUCAGCGGCGCCAUGUACAGCCUGGAGAAGAGCCCCGGCGGCCCCGCCGAGGCCGCCAGCCUCGCCGGCAACAAGAAACGCCGCUCCAGCCUGGGCGCCAAGAUGGUGGCCAUCGUGGGGCUGUCACAGUGGAGCAAGAGCACCCUGCAGCUCAACCAGCAAGACGGCGGGACGAAGAAGCUGCGGAGCACCAUCAGGCGGAGCACGGAGACGGGCAUCGCCGUGGAGAUGAGGAAUCGGGUGACGCGGCAGGGCAGCCGGGAGUCGACUGAUGGAAGCACCAACAGCAACAGCUCUGACGGAACAUUCAUUUUCCCCACCACACGCCUGGGGCCGGAGAGCCAGUUCAGUGACUUCCUGGAUGGCUUAGGCCCCGCCCAGAUUGUGGGCCGGCAGACCUUAGCCACGCCCCCAAUGGGGGAUGUCCAUGUGGGCGUGGUGGACAGGGGUGGACAGCUGGAGGUGGAGAUCAUCCAGGCGAGAGGACUCACCCCCAAACCAGGGUCGAAAAACCUCCCAGCGGCAUACGUGAAGGUGUACGUGCUGGAGAAUGGGGCGUGUCUGGCGAAGAAGAAGACCAAAGUGGUGAAGAAGACUCUGGAUCCUGUAUACCAGCAAGCGCUGCUGUUCGACGAGAGCCCACAGGGGAAGGUGCUACAGGUGAUAGUUUGGGGUGACUAUGGGCGCAUGGACCACAAGUGCUUCAUGGGAAUGGCACAGAUCCUGUUGGAUGAGCUGGACCUGUCGUCCACGGUCAGUGGCUGGUACAAGCUCUUCCCCACGUCCUCUCUGGCCGACCCCACCAUCGGCCCCCUGGCCCGCCGGCUGUCCCAGUCCUCUCUCGAGAGUGCCACCAGCCCCUCCUGCUCCUAAAUCCAGCUGACCCCCCCACUGGCCGGACCAGACCAGACAAAAUCUGUACAGACCCCUCCACACACACACACACACACACACACACACACGCACACCACAUCUCUGCCACUCAUGGCAGAAUGUGCACACAAAUACUGAAAUAGUGAGAGAGACAGAGAAAGACAGAGGGAGAACAGUAUCAGGCAGACACAGAGUCUUCUGUCUCUAAAGAUGAUUUGAUUAUAGGACAGUAGCUGAAACACACAUGCGCCAGCUCUCUUUGUCUUACUAUGUCUCACACACACACACACACACACACACGCGCACCAAGAGAAAGACAGACAGACAGGUUGACAGCAUGAGCAAGAACUACCCACAAUUUUCUCUAUUAAUGUCUUUUCAGACUUGACAGGGUUCUCUUAAAUAUGUGCAGUAUGCUUGUACAAUAUGAGUAUUUAUACAGCACACAUUUAUGUACAUAAAUAUACACAUUUAUGUACAUUCCACCCCCAAUAAGGUGGGGGUGGAAUGACACCACAGGAAAAAAACACAUUAUGUGAACUGAGAUGUGUGAGCAUUCUAGGCAAUUCUCUUUCUUUUGCCAUCAAGUUAAAAUGGUCAGAGAAGCAGGAAUUGUGGGGGAGAGCAGGGAAGAAAGGGGCUGGCCAUCUGUCUGUCUGUCGGUCUGGUGUAAUCACAGCAUUGUUCACACUAAGCUGAGCGUUUACCCUAAAAUUUACUGACACAACAAGCCAGCCAAUCUGACUGAUGUGUUCAUGAGCGUAAAAAAGAAUGUUCCAGCGAUUUAUUUUAUUAUUAUAAUCGUUAUUAUUUUUAAAUAUCUUUUUAACAAAGAUGUAGCAUUCACUUUACUUCCCUCCAGUCCCUCACUCCCCGUAACCAGGAAACCACUUGACUUUGGUUUUCUGUGCUUGAAUACAAACGGAAAUUUCUGGGACAGAAACGUAUUCACGCUUGACCAUAGCGUUCCUAGGUACCUCUCAUUCCAGAUCAUUUAAACAUUGAUAAUCUGUCUAUGCCAAACCUGAAAGAAAAAAAAACUUUAUUUUUUAAAACCAAAGCAAUUAUUAUUAUUGUUGUUAUUAUUAUGAUUACUAUUAAAUAUAAUUGCUAUUCUCAAUAAUAAAGUAUGGAUAUGUAGCAGAGUCAAUGACUUCAAUGAAAUGCAAAAAAAAAAAGAAGAAGUAUAAAACACAUAACAUGAAUUUACAAGAGGUACAGAGAGCUAUUGAGGGGCAGUACUACCCAGACAGCCAAAUCAGUCAGCUUUCACUGGUCACGUUCCUAAAUGCACUUAUGUAUGGUUAUGUGAAGUACUGUAGCGCAAAACUGAUUUCAGAGAGAAGAGCUUAUAAAUAUAUAGAUAAGUAUAUAGAUAUCAUUGUGUUCAUAUUUGUAUGUGGCGCAUUCUGCACGUUCUACUUGCAACCCUUCUUAAAACAUAAAAAGUGCUAUUUUUAGCUUGCCUUUAAAAAAAAGUUAGACUAUAGAUCCUGUUCUAUUUAUUUUGCUAAUGUUAAACAUUAUCAGUCUUGUUUAAAGACUGGUCUGCACUGAAAAAAAAAGGAGCAAAGGGUAGGACAGUCUUGUCUGCUCGUGAGAUCUGAGGACUUCCUCGAUGAGAUAACCCUUUCCCCCAACAACAUAACGGGACGAACAAAACGACUCUUACCAGCAUCCACCACAGCCAGCCGCUGUCAAAACGCAUAAGGUUUUUGACAGGGGGGGACACACGAAUACUUGGGACGCACCUAUGCUGGUGAAGAAUGACUGGCAUCACUCCAGGACCUUUGACCUUUGCAAGGGCCUCUGGGAAAUGUGGUCUUCUCUUUGGCCAAGGGUUGACUGUUGCUGGCAGUGCUUUGGUGGAACUCUCUCUGUACACUGACCCACAGUGGACCUCAGCACUAACCUGUGAGUCUACGCUGGUGUACAGCUGUUGGAGGCCUAUUUUUUUUCCGCCAUUUCCUGAUUUCCUGUCUUCUUCAGAACUGUGUUUAUAAUUUAGAGACCAAUGCUCUGAAAGCUGUAGCAGGGCCAAGCUCUUGCAGGGCCAUGCAAGCAACCGGAGAGGACACCAAGUCACUGCAUCUGAGGGCUUUUGGGUUAAGCUCUUAGGAUCUCUGCAUUUCCACAAAGGUGAACUGCUACAGUUAGAUGGCCUGUUCAACCAUUUCCAAUAAACCACACACAAAAAAGUGUCCCAAAAUGGCACAACCAAUAAAAACGGGGGAGAUCCUGAGGAACAACUUUUCUUUCCACUGAAUGCAUAAGCUUUGAAGUUGGAACCUACUCUUGAAAGGGAAGAAAGAAAGCAAAAUCAGCUCUGUUCUAGAAUGUUCCUUUUUGAGAGGGAACAGUAGAAAAUGGGGGAUUUUUUUUUUUUUCAGAUAAAAUCAUUAUUUCUAGUCUUCUAACUGUCACUAAGAGACUCAGCUGACUCUGAUGCUGAAAGAAGAACAUUCCCAUUCCCAGUGAGCCCUUUGACAAGGUCCUAGACGCAGAAUCCAAACUUCAACAGAAAUGUCUUUUGGUCGCGUUCCUUCAUGGAUUCACUGUUUUGUUUCAUACACCCAUCCCUUCUGGGGAAACCCUGGCACUGCCUGAAGCAUCUCUGCUUUUGAUCACUAACCACUGCAGUGAAUUACGUUACACUGGCAGCAACUUCAGAACUUCAACACGCACAACGUUUACAGACAAAGGACUCUGAGGCUGUCAUGGCAACAGACUCAGCAGCACCCGGUAUGAUGGUCACCUCUUAUCAACUCUUUCUUGUUUACAAUAUCCACAACACAUCUGGUCCCCUUAUUACCUUGGAAACAGGGGGGAGAAAUAACAGACAGUGGUGUAGAUAUAGCGAAUGCAUGAGAUGAAAUUUGUGAAAGAUCUCCAGCUACAGAGCAUGUCUGUGGAAGCUGUGCAUGUGUCUGUGAAAGACCAACCCGCCACAAGGAUGAGCAG